AUGGAAGCUAAGCAAGAAUUUCAAUCUGUUGAUAAAGUGCUUUAUGGUAUAACCAAAACAAACAUUUUAAUGGUUGAUCUUGAUGAAGCGCUUUAUGAUGAAAUCUACACAAACGAUUUAAUGAUUGAUGUUCAUCAUGAGCUUUACGAUGGAAGCGAAACAAGAAUUUCAAUCGUUGAUGCUGAUAAAGCGUUGAAUGAUGGAAGCUAA
Adineta steineri is the source of this 210-nucleotide messenger RNA. The record is from the annotation of a GenBank genome assembly. NCBI's taxonomy places the organism in Eukaryota, Metazoa, Rotifera, Eurotatoria, Adinetida, Adinetidae.